UCACUAUGCUCAUUCGCAGCCGCAUAGCAUAGCACAACAACACUAACCAGCCAGCAGCCCAUCAAAACAAAUAUCAGUAGUGCUACAACUAUUUAAUUCUACUAUUUAAUUUUACUGCUAAAAAUACAAUUCGAAACCGUCAGAAAAUCCAGCUCACUUACUUUAAACUAGUGUUACCAGAAAAUUUUGACCAGAAACGCUUUAAACACGACGCACUAUUAUAAACUUUACACAAAUAGUGUGCAGAAAGUUUUGUGAAGUGUUCCUGUGACGAUUGUCGACUCAACAAAAACCAGGACUACCUGGACGAAUUACCUCUGUGUAUUAUAAAUCUACAAUUUAGCUCUGUGUGAUUUGGCUAUUCAGUGCUAGUGGAAAAUGUCGUCAUCCGGGACGACGACGACCCAAGAGCCUACUGCUGAAGGGGGCGAAGCAGAUAAUAUGGGCGAAAUUGCCUCUUUGGAAUUGGAAUGUCCCAUCUGCCUCCAAGCCUGUAUUCAUCCAGUCGAACUUCCCUGUCAUCACAUCUUUUGUUUCCUGUGCAUCAAAGGAGUUGCAAUGCAGGGUCAAAGUCGUUGCGCCAUUUGUCGAGCCCCCAUCCCACACAGUGUUCUCACGCAUCCACGACUCAAGGAUGUCAGCCAGCUGUACAAGCACACAAAGGCGGAUCACGAAUGGUUCUAUGAAGCAAGGGGUGGAGGAUGGUGGCAAUACGACGAGCGAAGCAUGCAAGAACUGGAUCGAGCGUAUGAAACUGGGUCAUCAUCAUGUCAACUUCUCAUUGCUGGACAUGUUUAUGAAAUUGAUUUUUCACAAAUGUUACAAUACCGUUCCAACAAUCGUAACUUGUCCCGUCGAAUUAAGAGAGAUGUUGCCCAGUCAGAAAAGCGUGGAGUUGCUGGAAUUAGAGUGGGAACAGGAAGUAGUGGAGGUGGACCAGAAAGUGGGGGAGGUGGUGAUGCAAACGCAAAUAAUAGGAGAGUAGUAGGACGAAGAGGAGGAGGAACUGCUGCUUCGGGAACGGCGCAUGGAAAUUCUAGUCAAGGUCAUAGUCAAACCUCUGCUGCUCCUGUCAAUGGAGGAGAUAAUGGUGGGUCGCCUUCCUCUGAUGCAGGAGAAGACGACGGUGACGAAGGUGUAGAUUCGGACGACCCAGACUAUUUGGGGGAAGAGGAAGAUGACGAAAUGGAUUUGGGUGAGGAAGAUGAAGAAGACUUGGAAGAAAGUGAGCCCUCAGAGGAGGAGGAGGAGGUCGAAUUACGUGAUGGUGCCAGAGCACCCACAAGACGUUCAGAUCGUUCCACAUCCAGUAAUAAUCAAACCCCUCCACCGAGCAGUGGUGGGAGCGGUAGAACUUCAUCCUCGGCUGCAGUCACGAGUGGGAGUGUUCGAAGCAACGGUUCCAGUUCUAGCCCACAGCAGAAUGGUGGAGGAGGUAGAAGCUCUACUGGUCGCGGAAGAAGAAGCCAAGGUCGUCUUUUAAGCGGUGGAAACAAUCCUACCAGCACCCACAACAAUAACGCUACGACAGCCAAUGGGUUGACAGCCUCUGCUGCUGCUUCGUCCGCUGUUCGUAGUGGGACAAGCAGUUCUGCUUCAACCAGCCCAUCUCCCUUGGGGGAUGCAGGAGGAAUAAAAACGCUUGGAACGGGGAACAACAUUCGACUUAGCCCGGCACCAAAUACAGAAGGAACGAGCAAUCCGACCUCACCCACCUCAGCACCCUCCUUACCAUCUGUCAGUCCCACGACGUCGGGCUCCUCAAUCACAACCACAUCCGGAAUUACUUGCCUCGUUAUUGGUCCUGGUGUCAGAAUCACUUUAGAUCGAGAAGGGCAACAACGAAAUGGUGGCGACUACGAGAAUGAAGAAAUUUUGUAAUUCUUCUAACUUAGGAAAUUAACAGACCUAAAUUAUUACCUAUAGUUUCUAAUAACCAAGUGUUAGUGAUCAUACGAAAAAAUCAAGCAGUGAUCCACCACUAUUUUUUAAAUGUGAAUGAAUUCCUUCUUUCUUUGGUUUAUUUAUUUACACGUAUUUCGACCAGCGACAGACGAAUAUUAGUGUAUUGAUUUUGAUUGUUACAUAACGCCUUAUUUUAUUUAUUUAAGCAAGUUAAAUUCUCUCAAUACCUCAUCAAUUAUUAUAUAGAGUUACAAUUUAAUCAACUCUAUUAUUGUUUUUUUUGUCAAGCGCAUCGACUUAAUACGAUAACGAAUAUAUACCUCUAAUGAAUGUUAAUUAACGUUUUCACAUAAAUUUUCACGGCACAAUAAACGAGUAAUAUGAAUUCAA
Folsomia candida is the source of this 2295-nucleotide messenger RNA. Its product is annotated as E3 ubiquitin-protein ligase rnf146. Gene Ontology annotation, cellular component: nucleus; cytoplasm. The transcript is spliced from 4 exons. Gene Ontology annotation, biological process: Wnt signaling pathway; ubiquitin-dependent protein catabolic process. The record is from RefSeq and is a predicted model, not a curated record. Gene Ontology annotation, molecular function: ubiquitin protein ligase activity; zinc ion binding; poly-ADP-D-ribose binding. Bases 379 to 1881 code for a protein of 500 amino acids. Lineage: Eukaryota; Metazoa; Arthropoda; Collembola; Entomobryomorpha; Isotomidae.